This is a messenger RNA of Oncorhynchus tshawytscha (Chinook salmon), 2211 nucleotides long. Its product is annotated as apelin receptor A-like. The record is from RefSeq and is a predicted model, not a curated record. NCBI's taxonomy places the organism in Eukaryota, Metazoa, Chordata, Actinopteri, Salmoniformes, Salmonidae. Gene Ontology annotation, cellular component: membrane. The transcript has a single exon. Gene Ontology annotation, molecular function: G protein-coupled receptor activity. Gene Ontology annotation, biological process: immune response; G protein-coupled receptor signaling pathway. Bases 179 to 1276 code for a protein of 365 amino acids.
CACCACUCACUCAUACUGCCUGUGCUCUCCUCCAGUGACUGAUGGGGACCAUUCCUUAAAUGUGACUUUUUCUCUAGUUUUCAGUGUUGACAUUUGGUUUGUUUGAAUUUUACUGAACCAGCUCUGGACUGUACAGAAAGGAUUUUAAAAGUUUGAAAUUAUUUUUCAUUUCAUACUCAUGACUUGGAACAUGGAUCCCACUGUGGAGUAUAGAGAUACUUAUGAUUAUGAUUAUGGUGACAACGAAACUAUGUGUGACUACUCUGAGUGGGAGCCAUCCUACUCCCUUAUCCCUGUCCUCUACAUGCUCAUCUUCAUCCUGGGCCUGUCUGGGAAUGGAGUGGUCAUCUUCACCGUCUGGAGGUCCAAGUCCAAGCGCCGAGCAGCAGAUGUCUACAUAGGCAACCUGGCCCUGGCUGACCUCACCUUUGUGAUCACUCUGCCCCUCUGGGCCGUGUACACAGCACUGGGCUACCACUGGCCCUUUGGUGUGGCCCUGUGUAAGAUCAGCAGCUACGUGGUGCUGGUCAACAUGUACGCCAGUGUCUUCUGCCUUACCUGCCUGAGCUUUGACCGUUACCUGGCUAUCGUCCACUCUCUGUCCAGCAGCCGGCUGCGGUCGCGGGGCACAAUGCUGGCUUCCCUGGGGGCCAUCUGGCUCCUCUCAGGCCUGCUGGCUGUGCCCACUUUGCUGUUCCGCACCACCGUGGACGACAUCAACAGCAACCGCACCACCUGUGCCAUGGACUUCAGCCUGGUCACCCAAAACGAGAGGCAUGAGUCCCUGUGGAUCGCAGGACUCAGCUUGUCGUCCUCUGCCCUGGGCUUCCUCCUGCCGUUCCUGGCCAUGACCAUCUUCUACUGCUUCAUCGGCUGCACCGUCACGCGUCACUUUAACAACCUGCGCAAGGAGGACCAAAAGAAGCGUCGUCUGCUGAAGAUCAUCACCACCCUGGUGGUUGUAUUUGCCAUUUGCUGGACCCCAUUCCACUUGCUGAAGAGCAUGGACGCCCUCUCCUACCUGAACCUGUCUCCCAGCUCCUGUGGGUUUGAGCGCUUCCUCCUGGUGGCCCAUCCUUAUGCUACCUGCCUGGCUUACGUUAACAGCUGCCUCAACCCCUUCCUGUACGCCUUCUUCGACCUGCGCUUCCGCUCCCAGUGCCUGUGCCUGCUCAACCUGAAGAAGGCCAUGCAUGGACAGAUGAGCUCCAUGUCCUCCACGCUCAGCGCCCAGACACAGAAGUCAGAGAUACAGUCUCUGGCCACCAAAGUGUAAAGAGAGAGGAGGGAUAGGUGGAGUGGGACUGCUGGCUGGUUCCCUGCUGCCACCACAGGAACACUGACUGGUAAACACACAGUUUUUUGGUGUCCGUUACUCAAAUGCUUUUAAGGCGUAACAGACAAUGAACAAUGACUUUGUUUUCCGAAACAUGGGUUUGCAUAUACAGUAUGUUUUCAUUUUUGUGUAUAUGUACAUUUCUCACCCAUUUCAACCCAACGGGUGCUUCAGUGGGUAGGGGAGAAGCCCAGGGAGUCCUCAGCCCUACAAAGGUUCCCUCUAACCCCUUGGACUGGACUCUGGAUCUGGGGAGAGUUGGCUGAGCUCCAUAUAGCUGCUUUUUCCCCCCACAACGUCUCUGAAAGGUAAAUAUACUUUUCAGACGGACUCUAUUUUUCCUCUUCUCCCUUUCAACUGUUAUUCUUUACUGUAUAAGGGACCAGAACCCUGAACAAAAAGACAGAUGGUUUUUUUCUGUUGUUGUUAUGUAUAUCACAUGCAAACCUGUUUACACUGGGUAAAUCACAAAUGUACAGUAUUUUCAUACUUUUGCUGUUUCAGAUGUGUUGAUAUUUUGUUUUAUUACAAGCACUUGUUAAAUGAAUGAAAUGUAAAAGAGGGGAAAAUGUGUUUGCAAAGAGACCAUAUCUUCUUCAGGUUGUUGUUUGUGAAGGUAGGAGACUGGGCAGAGGAGGGGGGGGGGUGUAAGAGGAGGAAAGGUGUUGCAGCUUAAUUACAGAGUUUGAGGAGGAGACAGGGGCAGACAGGCAGAUGGCAGCUGACAAAUGUUGUCAGGGAAGUGGGUGGGGGCUUUACAGUGCCCUCUGGUGCCGGGGAGGAAAGGGGACUUCAUGAAUUUUUUAUUGUAUUGCAUAUAUGUUUUUGACAUCUGUGUAACUAACUACUGUAUUAAAGAAGUACGAUCUAUGAAA